Messenger RNA from Colletotrichum higginsianum IMI 349063, 795 nucleotides. Its product is annotated as Peptidase A4 family protein. Bases 1 to 795 code for a protein of 264 amino acids. Gene Ontology annotation, molecular function: glutamic-type endopeptidase activity. Gene Ontology annotation, biological process: proteolysis. Lineage: Eukaryota; Fungi; Ascomycota; Sordariomycetes; Glomerellales; Glomerellaceae. The transcript has a single exon. The record is from RefSeq and is a predicted model, not a curated record.
AUGAAGUUCGCCGCAUUCGUCCUCGCCGCCGCCGGUAUUGUUGCCGCCGCCCCCGGCACCAAGCUGGUUCAACGCAACUACUCGCCCCUCGUCCCUCGCUCUGCCCGCGCCAGGUACAGCUCCGCCCCGAACCAGAGGCUCUCCGUCGAUUCUCUCGACUUACUCAAGUCCACCGGCGAGAAGAACGUCGACUACUCGGGCAACUGGGCCGGCGCCGUCAAGAUCGGGACGGGCUACAACCACGUCACCGGCACCAUCACCGUGCCCGAGGUGAGCGGCGCCCGCGGGGCCGCCGCCUCCGCCUGGGUCGGCAUUGACGGCGACACCUGCCAGACCGCCAUCCUCCAGACCGGCAUAUCCUUCUACGCCGACGGCACCUUCGACGCCUGGUACGAGUGGAUCCCGGACUACGCUUACAACUUCAACAACUUCGGCGUCAGCGUCGGCGACAAGAUCCGGAUGACGGUCGACGCGUCCUCCAAGACCAAGGGCGUCGCGACCCUCGAGAACCUGACCACCGGGCAGAAGGUCACGCACUCCUUCACCAGCACGCCCUCGUCCCUCUGCGAGACCAACGCCGAGUGGAUCGUCGAGGCGUUCCAGGAGAACGGCAGCCAGGUCACCCUCGCCGACUUUGGCACCGUCACCUUCACGGGCGCUGCCGCCUCUGGGUCCGGCGGCUCGGUCACCGCCGCUGGCGCGGACAUCAUCGACAUCUCGCCCAACAACGGCCGCACGGUCCUUGCUGCGGGCUCCGUCAGUGGCAGCACCGUCACUGUCAAGUAUGUUGGCUAG